AUGUUAGGUCUUGUAGGUCUUGGCCUAGGCGUCACGAUAUCAGUGGUGGACAUGCUUAAUGGGCGGCAAUUAAAGGAAGAGCGUGAACUGCGACAACGGGCUGAGCAGCGUGCCGAAGAGGAAAAAAGGCGUGCUGAAGAGGAGAAACGACGCGCCGAGGAGGAAAGACAACGUGCUGAACAGGAGCGCCGAGAUCAUCCAGCCGAACCCAACAUCUCAGCCAACGACAUUGAAGAGGCCAGACGCGACAUCAACUACGACCCAGAUGCCACCAACAUAGCUGUCGCGGGCAACGUCAACUCCGGCAAGUCAUCACUUCUAAAUGCCAUUCGAAACCUAGGCAAAGACGACCCUGGCUGGGCUCCAACCGGUGCUUCAGAGGUGACAGCGCAGCAGCAUCGUUACCCUGAUCCAGUCCACAACUGCAUCUGGUAUGAUACUCCAGGGUCUGGGACCCAGAGCGUCACGGCAUUUCGCUACUAUUACAGCCAGAGGCUGUUUGCAUAUGACAAGGUCAUUCUGGUACAUGAAACGACGCUGACCGAGCCCGACAUCCGUCUACUACAGGUCUGCAAUCAUUUCAAGCAGCCGUGCAUCGUGGUGAGGACAAAGUCCGACAUGCACAUCUACAAUUACCAAAAGGAGCUGGAAUGGACUCAGCAGGAAGCCAGAGAGGCGUUUCUCCGCGAAGUCCGCGAAGAUGUUGCUCGCUUUACAGCACAAGCUGAGGCGGCACAGGCCAGCUUUGCGCCUCAGUUUGACGACUUUGUCGUCUCAACGACAGGCAUUCGGGCCCUUGUUCGAGGACGAAGAUCGCCUGAUGAGGUGGACGAGAUUCGUUUCUUUGAGGCAUUGGGUCUGCGAGGUGGACUUGAACAAGGAAUAGCGAAGUAA
Molecule: messenger RNA, 894 nt
Organism: Trichoderma virens Gv29-8
Lineage: Eukaryota; Fungi; Ascomycota; Sordariomycetes; Hypocreales; Hypocreaceae
Exons: 3
Coding region: 1-894 (297 amino acids)
Cellular component (GO): membrane
Molecular function (GO): GTP binding
Source: RefSeq, a predicted model, not a curated record